AUGGCAACUACAGAUCUUGAUCAGCUGCUCAUGAUGGGCUUCGACAAAGAGCGGAGCGAGAUGGCGCUGAAGAGCAGCGGAAAUCUAGCCGACGCGAUUGACUGGUUAGACGCCAACUCAUCGAAAUCAAUCGAAGAAAUCAAGGCCGACAAGGAGUCGGCAGCCCAGGUCAAAGCCGUGGAAGAGGCCGAACAAGCGAAGAGUCUGGUCUGCAACGAGUGUGGGAAGAAGUUCAGAGGGACCGCCCAAGCAGAAUUCCACGCAUCGAAAUCCGGCCAUACCGACUUUGCAGAGUCUACUGAGGAGAUCGCUCCCUUGACGGAAGAAGAAAAGGCGGCGAAACUGGCUGAUCUCAGAGAGAAGCUAGCAGCGAAACGGGCCGCCCAGUCAGAGCAGGACAAGAUCGACCAGAAGCGGAACGAACAGAUCAAUCGCAAAAAGACCAAGGAGACGGAAGACCUCAAGGAGCAACUGAGGAUCAAGGAACAACUGAAGGAGGCCGAAAAGAAAAAGCAAGAAAAACAACGAGAGAUCGAAGCCAAGAAGCGGAUACAGGCAAAGAUUGCAGCUGACAAGGAGGAGCGCAGACUGAAGGCUGAGCGAGAAAAGGCCGAACGGGCUGGACAGGCCCUUCCGGUCCAAGCAGCAUCCGUUCCCGUUGCGGCUCCGACACAGUCCAAGCCUGCUUCAGAGUACAAGGAGACGCGUCUGAGACUGCAAACGGCAAGCGGCAACAUCAUGAAGACCUUCCCAGUCGAGACGACGCUGUUCGAGGUCGCCGCGGCGGUAGGAGAGGAGAUUGGGAGGGAUGUUGAGAGUUUUACACAGACCUUCCCUCGUAAGGUGUUUGGUCAGGACUUCUUCGGAGAGAGCUUGAAGGACCUGAAGUUGGUGCCGAGCGCCAGCCUGAUCGUCAAGUAG
Molecule: messenger RNA, 921 nt
Organism: Cladophialophora yegresii CBS 114405
Lineage: Eukaryota; Fungi; Ascomycota; Eurotiomycetes; Chaetothyriales; Herpotrichiellaceae
Exons: 2
Coding region: 1-921 (306 amino acids)
Molecular function (GO): protein binding
Source: RefSeq, a predicted model, not a curated record